AUGGUUUUCAAGGUUGCUGACAUUUCUCUGGCUGCGUUCGGUCGCAAGGAGAUUGAGCUCGCUGAGAAUGAAAUGCCCGGUCUGAUGUACAUGAGGACGAAGUACGGCGCAGCGAAGCCCCUAAAGGGCGCUCGUAUCGCAGGGUGCCUCCACAUGACCAUCCAGACUGCCGUGCUUAUCGAGACUUUGGUGGUACUUGGUGCUGAGGUCGCGUGGUCAUCAUGCAACAUUUUCUCUACCCAAGACCAUGCUGCUGCUGCUAUUGCUGCGACAGGAAUCCCUGUCUACGCGUGGAAGGGUGAGACAGAGGACGAGUACAACUGGUGCAUUGAGCAGACCCUUUGUGCUUUCUCGGGCGGACAGCCAUUGAACAUGAUCCUUGACGACGGCGGUGAUCUCACCACUUUAGUCCAUGAUAAGUACCCUCAAUUCCUCUCUGGCAUCCGUGGUCUGUCUGAGGAGACUACGACUGGUGUUCACCACCUGUACCGCAAGAUGAAGGAGGGCAAACUCAAGGUCCCUGCUAUUAACGUCAAUGACUCGGUUACGAAGUCUAAAUUUGACAACUACUACGGCUGCCGCGAGUCUCUUGUAGAUGGUAUCAAGCGUGCUACCGAUGUUAUGCUUGCAGGCAAGGUUGCAGUUGUCGCAGGUUUCGGUGACGUUGGCAAGGGUUGUGCUCAAUCACUUGCUGCGUACGGUGCUCGUGUCAUUGUGACCGAGAUUGACCCCAUCAACGCACUCCAAGCUGCGAUGGCAGGCUAUGAGGUCAUUCCAAUGGAGGAGGCUGCUCCCCGCGGCAAUGUGUUUGUCACUACCACGGGCAACCGUGAUAUCAUUACCGGAAAGCACUUCGCUGUGAUGCCAGAGGAUGCCAUUGUUUGCAACAUUGGUCACUUCGAUGUCGAGAUUGACGUUGCCUGGUUGAAGGCCAACUCAACCAGCGUCGUCAACAUCAAGCCACAGGUUGAUCGCUACACGUUGGCGAGCGGUCGUCAUGUGCUUUUGUUGGCGGAGGGUCGUCUCGUCAACCUCGGAUGUGCCACCGGCCACCCGUCAUUCGUCAUGUCCUUCUCGUUCACGAACCAAGUUCUUGCGCAAAUUGCCCUCUGGACCAACUCUGCCGCCUUCCCACUCGGUGUGCACAUGCUUCCCAAGGAACUUGAUGAGGAGGUCGCGCGUGCGCACCUUGAGAAGCUCAACGUGAAGCUUACGGUCCUCUCGACCGAGCAAUCGAAGUACCUCGACAUCCCCGUCCAGGGUCCUUAUAAGCCCCUCCACUACCGCUACUAA
Fibroporia radiculosa is the source of this 1293-nucleotide messenger RNA. RefSeq lists its product as uncharacterized. Gene Ontology annotation, biological process: L-methionine cycle. NCBI's taxonomy places the organism in Eukaryota, Fungi, Basidiomycota, Agaricomycetes, Polyporales, Fibroporiaceae. The record is from RefSeq and is a predicted model, not a curated record. The transcript has 11 exons. Gene Ontology annotation, cellular component: cytosol. Gene Ontology annotation, molecular function: adenosylhomocysteinase activity. The coding region runs from base 1 to 1293 and encodes 430 amino acids.